AUGGCUGUCCUUUCGUGUUUUGCGCCCACCUCGGCGGCCGGUCCGCUUCGAUGCACCCAUGGCACCUCGGUCGAGAAGGACCUCGUCGACCUCCUUGGCCUGGGCCACCUCAUCGUCGGCGUCACCCUCAUCGUCGCGAUGCUGCUGCGACGUCGUUCCCUGGCGGGAUGGAUCGGCUUGCGCACGCCAGCGCUGCUGGCAGCGUUCGGUAUCAGCUGCGCCGCAAUACGCCUGGCCGACAAACUGGUCCGCAGCCCCAGCGCCGACGGGCAACCCGGCGUGUCCGUCGCCAUCGCCAUCGCCGCGGCGAGCAUCGUUCCCUGCGGGUGCCUGCUGCUCGCCCUGGUUGGCCUGUCACGGCACUGCAGGGAGGACGCGAGGCGGCUCCACGUCGUCCUGCAUCGCCUCGUCCUCUCGCUCGCGCCACUCGUCUUCUUCCUCCAUUUCCUCACCACCAUGCUCGGCGCCAAGUACGGCUCUGCCCCCACCAAGCCCGGGGCGCCGCCGCCGCUCUUCGACCUCGAUACCAUCCGCGCCUUUUUCUGGGUCUUGUGCGGGCUCACAUCGCUCUUGAUGGUCUUGAUCUUCGCCAUCGUCGUCUCAAGGGCCUCCUCUUCUUCCGACAACCGGAGCACAAAGGACGACCAAUCGUCGGUGGCGAACCUGACGCAGGACGAGGCGGCCCGACCCACCGACGCAACUCUCAACAGCCGCCUCUCGGUCUGUGUGGCGGUGGCCACGUCCGCCUUCACGCUGCAGUGGGUGCUCGCCACCAGCGCCCCCUCAAGCUCGGCCGCACUGAUCCUCGUCGCGGCGCUGGCCGGCUGGUUUGGUUACGUCCUACUCUGCUUGCCCUUCUGCCUUGUUGGGAGCAGCUUGCGCGCUACACGGGCGCUUCCGGUCAGCCGCGCCGACGUCGUGUCGCUAUGGGGCGGCCCACCACGCCCCUCCACCGUGUGGGAAGACAAGAUGCCCCCAUGGCAGCCGCAGACGACACCCCCCUCGGCAUCGGCAGAGUGUGCCAGUCCCACAGAGGGAGACAAGGGCCACAGGCCGUCGUCCUCGCUCAUCUGGAGCGCCGAUCACAGCACGGCUCAUCUCUUCCAAUCAGGCCAUCAACGGGUGCUGAGCGACGAGAGGGCCGAGGGAACGUUGAGUCCCUCCUCGUUUGGCGGCAGCCCGAACCUGACAAACGGCCGGUUCGAGUGGGGUCUGGCCUCGACGGAACCAAGACACCGAAGAUCGCUCUCCCGGGCGCACUACACUUUCGACUCGUUCGGCCACCAGGGGGCGCUCAGCCAUGGCGGAGGCGCUCUGGGCGCAACUUACGGACUGGAACGAGGAGACAGCCUCACGGCAAUGCCUCCCUUGGUCAACACCCGCCGCGGCCGAAGGAAGGACGCACCAGCACACUUGCAGACGCCAGCCGACGUCGCGCAGCUGCGGCCCUCGACGUCAAAGUCGAUCGGCGCAAUGAGCCAGUUCAGCUUCAAGGGCGGGCUCACGCCCAUCGCACGGCAGUUUCCCGUCCCGUGCCAGCGGCGACCGUCGACGGGCAAGUCGUACGCCACGUCGUCUGGCAGCCGAUUGGGCACCGCCGACUCGACGGCGUCGACCCACACGUUUGGCGGCCUGGACACCACUAUGGCAGCCGACGGCUUCGGGCCCGUGAGCAGGCCGCUUCGAGUCGCUCGGACGACGUCGUCGGCUCGGCCCAAUACGGCGUCGAUGGCCAUUGUCGACUUUUGGGUCGAGAGCGGCCGUACGUUGCCCCCGAACCGCCUCGACAGGCCCGACGACUCGGGCGAAGAGGUGCUGAGACCGGAUACCGAUCAGCCCGGCACCGACACGCCUGGCGCGGGGACCAAAAGGCCCAGGACCCCAGCCUCGGCCUACGGCCACGGACGAGCCGUUCAGCGUCGACCGCCAAGGACUGCGCCGGAACGGAGGAAGGGCAGCGAGGACGCCGCUCUACACCACGGCCUCGGCCUAUACCAGCACGGCAGGGAAGGAAGCAAAGGAGACGCCUCGGCGACCAACGACGUCCUCACGAGGCCGCUCUCACCGUUGCCCGCCUACGUGCAGAAGAAGCUGCAUGCUCGAAGACCGCGCACCGCCGAUCCCGCCAUGGUCGACGUCGGCCGCUCGCACCGUCGAUUCGACGGCACGUCCUCGGCCAGCGAUCAUGGCACCGACUCCCGCGCGACGCACGCCUCGUCGCAGCUCUCGGUCAGUAUCUCGGUCUCGUCACAUCGCCGUCCUUCGUCGCCAUCCUCGUCAGACGGCGGCCAUCGAGGGUACGACUACUUCUGA
Molecule: messenger RNA, 2313 nt
Organism: Pseudozyma flocculosa PF-1
Lineage: Eukaryota; Fungi; Basidiomycota; Ustilaginomycetes; Ustilaginales; Ustilaginaceae
Exons: 2
Coding region: 1-2313 (770 amino acids)
Source: RefSeq, a predicted model, not a curated record